CCAUCAUUCUACCAGAUUGCCAAACUCAGCAACCUAUGUUCAUUUUGCACCUAAUUUGAUUUCUCUGCAGCAUUCGAAAACACUGGUCAAUCCCUUUUCAAAAUGAGCCUCACAGUUACUGGAAGUAACUGGUUAGAUGGAAGGUAUACCUGGUUUUUCCAGUACUCUAGGCCCAAGGGUCAAGGGUCAAACAUAAAUAAUUCCAUGGCAGUUAGCAGCCUUGAGAGCAGGCUGGUCUCACUGCAGUGCUGCAGGGUGGAAGUUAUCUUCUCUGUUCCACAAGAUACUUUAGCUUCUGCCAUUGCCAAUGCCUCAGCAGUCACCAAAACCCCAGAUUUUGCCCUUCCUCCUGUGACUAAUCAAAUCAGAGAAGUCUAUGAAAUAUCCACGCAGUCUCAGCUAGAAAUCCCACUCGCAAUGGUGUAUAUAUCAAGCAGAAAUAUGCAGGCCAUCAACAUGCUCUCCUCCUCCUGGGCCACAGUCUUGUUGACAAUAGGAAUCAUUGUGGAUGAAUGGGUGGAGCUGAUCCCCAAAAGACAAACGAUCAAAGUGAACCACAGUCCAUGGAUGACAUGCUGCAUUACUACUUGGCCAGAAGGUGAGCUGGAAAGAAUCCGGAUGAUGAUGGUUGCAGUCCUCGGCAUUUCCUUCUCCCUUAACUUGAUCCUGGGUCUGGAAUUCACCUAUGUGAUUCCUCAGAACAUAUAUAUACACAUCCUCACUGCCACCGAAGGUCUCCUCUCAGGUAUCCUUCUGGUCUGUGCACUCCUACUAUACCACCAAAAGCUAAGUCAAGGUGAAUCCGUGUACUUCACUAGAUACAAGAUCUCCCUGGCCACUUUCAUUGCCUACUUAAACGUUUUCUUCUUUUUUGUCACUGGAAUCAUCUCUCUCAUACAGUGCAAGCAGUCCAUAAAUUGCAGCACCUGGCUGCACCUCACUAAUCCUGCCAAGGAACGUGAGAAUACACAGCUACCUAAGACUUCUGUCCAGGUGAUGUCAUUACCAGAAAACACCAUAAUGCCUCGCAGUAUUGUCCACAAGCACUCCUCCAUGAGCUCGAAGGAAGAUAUUCCAAGCAAAUCGCAAGUCCAGACGCGUCGUGUGACCUGGGCUUUAUGAUUGGACAGUGGGUACCUUUCAGUACAUGCCCAUCUUUAUACAACUGCUUUGUGACUGUGUGCCAUGUGGUCUCCAACCCUCUGCCCGCAUUUAGCUUUGUGUUAAUGACUGUGAAUGGUUUGGAGACCUGUGAAAAGAUCCAGAUGAUGGCUUUCUUUUUUAUCCUGACAUGUUGAAUAAAUAGUUUCUUCUACA
This is a messenger RNA of Oryctolagus cuniculus (rabbit), 1317 nucleotides long. It is a transcript of the gene TMEM225, whose product is annotated as transmembrane protein 225. Gene Ontology annotation, biological process: negative regulation of phosphatase activity. The record is from RefSeq and is a predicted model, not a curated record. Lineage: Eukaryota; Metazoa; Chordata; Mammalia; Lagomorpha; Leporidae.